Molecule: messenger RNA, 3186 nt
Organism: Argiope bruennichi
Lineage: Eukaryota; Metazoa; Arthropoda; Arachnida; Araneae; Araneidae
Product: DNA-directed RNA polymerase II subunit rpb1-like
Exons: 4
Coding region: 245-1306 (353 amino acids)
Source: RefSeq, a predicted model, not a curated record
CACAAAGGUAAAAGACGCAUACCUUCACCUGUCAGCCACUUAUUGUGUCGGAAACCGGUCUACCUUAAGAAGAGUUGGAUGUGGGAGAGUUAAUUCCUCUUUCAUUUAUUUGUUCUUCUCGAUUUUCUUUUCUCCUGCGGGUGGAUUCUUCAUAGCUUCUCGAAUUUCACAAUAAAAGAACUUUUGAAAAAUACCGUCUGCUGAUAUUGAAUUCGUGCUUUAAGGAUUCUUGAAGAAGGAAAAAAUGGCGCAUUAUAAAAUUCCAAGAUACCAAUUACUGUUGAUAGUCAGCAGCAUGGUCAUCGUAUCUUUAGGAGCAAAGAUCUCUGAAAAGACGCAAAAGGACUUUAAGAAAUCCAAACCCAGUGAACUGUCUGCAGCAGCGAGUGUAGCCAUGAAAAGUUUCAAGCUUCAGUCCGUUUCGCCGAGAUCGUCAGCAUCUGCCGCCAGUAUUAGAUACGGCUACCCUUAUGCUAUUGCCCCCACUCUCUCCCCAGGUAUCAAUGCAAGAUCAGACGAUUUAGAUAAAGAAGCAAUCAUUCCUCAGGCUAAAUCCUUUGGAAGCAAGGUGGCUGCAUCCGAAGAAUCUUUUAAGAAGGCUCCGAAGAAGUAUAAGUCUCCUUUCAGCUUCGGGGCCACCCGGAGGUUGGGUUUCGAUAGCGACGAAGAAACCUCUACAGAAAAGAAAAUUUUCAAUUACAGAACCCCCAAGUACAGGAACUAUGAUGAAUUGGAAAGCGUGUAUCAACCUAGAAGAGUGGACAUCAGCUCUCCUUACUCAUCUUUCUCCUACACCCCGAAGUCUUCAAGACGACCCCCUGUCUCUCCAAGAGACCCUUACCUAUCCCCCUCUCAUGAGCCAUCUGACACCUUCUAUCCAUCAGUGCCCAAAGUGAAAAGCUACGGCUCCUCAUACAGUAGUGAUCGCGACGUGCCAUCCUAUGGCGUUGGCAAAUACGAAGAUCCAUACAGUGAUGUUUCUGGAGAAUACGGAAAAAGCAGCUACAGUGGAUCUUCCAGCUACGCACCAACUGGAGGGCAUUACGGCUAUGAAGAGGAUUAUACCAUUGAGAGUAAUAAACCAAUCACAGGAGACAUAAGAAAGAGGCUUCUGGAUUACGCAGGCGCAUCCGAUUUGUAUGAAGGUGAACCAGAUUACCUCCAGGAAAUUGCUAGGAACAAGCAUAAAUAUGGGCAUGUUGCAAACGACUAUUAUGGAAGUGGGCCACAGGGAUACAGAAGUUCUUACAGAGAUUUUCCAUAUGUUGAAUCUAAAGUAUCCGUAGUGAAAAAGCCCAGGUCAUAAAAAAAUGAAUACAUCUGUUGCCAUGAAGGCAUAAUAUGUCAUAGUAUGCCAGCUGACAACACCAGAUUCUUCAUCUGUGAGAGAAUACGCAACAAUCCUUGUGGACUGUAAAGCAAAUGGUAUCAUUGUAUCACAUUUCCAUGUGAAUGACAUUGAAAAACUAUUAUCAUAAAAACGAUUGUCAAUUCACAUUAUUUAUAAUGGACAUUUUUAAAUGCUGAGAUUAGCUACAAUGCAUCGAAUGAACCGUUUUGUAGAAAAUUCAGUGUUACAUUCAGGUGAAAUUGGGGGUAAAGAUUAAGAACUACUUUUAAAUGCAAUUAUUUUGGUUCAACUUUAUAUUGUAGUUAAUAUUAACAAAAGAAGAAUUUCUGAAGUAACUAACCUUGAUUUCGUGCUUUAAAUACAAAAUAUUUAUGCAAUCAUUUUUGUAUAUCCACACUAUUUAGAAUUAACAGCCUUCUCGUAAAGCAGCAUGUAUUAACGAUUAAGGGACGAAAUUAGAGAACAUUCAUUUACUGCAAUUUUGUACUUUGCAAAUUCAGUCAGACAUUUCGAAAAAAAAUGUAAAUAAACAAAUCCCUAAAUACCAUAAUUAUAAAAUUUAUUUUUGUACUUUAAUUUAAGAUAUUAGUUAAAAUUUAUCGUUUUGCUUUAUAUAUAUAUAUUAGUGUAAGAACUACUUUUAAGUGCAACUGGUCUGGUUUAGUUUUAAUAUUAUCAAUAACUAUAUUAUUGGAAAUAAUGACUAAAACAUGGUAAAAGUUGAAAUAAAAUGAGUCCUCAAAUUUAUGAAUAUCUAUCUCUUUAGUUUAUUUAUAAUUUAAUUUUACUGUUCAAUUUGCUAAAUAAUUAAUUCUAAAAAGUAACUAAUAAAAAAUUAAGCAAAUUCAUUUUUAUUAUUAUUAAUAAUUGUGGUCAGCACGGUGGUCAAAUUAUGUAUUAUUUUUCAAGUGAUAAUUUACCAAAUUGGGUAAUCCAGUUCAGUUACAAUCUAUGAAAUGAAAAUUGAAUAAUUCCCAAGCAAAAUUUACGGUUGCCUCCACCCCUCAUUUUUCAAGAUGGCUUAUGUUUGGUGAGCAUUUUAACUGUUGGUGAAUGUUUCCAGAUUUAGCGACAAUCCAUGGCAUAAUUUUCAGUUUAAUCAAUGAUCUUGAUUAAUUAAGAUAAAAUUUGUUAGUCAGCAUAGAUUUUUUUAAAUAUGGUGAUUGCUCUUUUUAAAAGCACUUUUACUAAUAACAAUUUACAGAUAUCUAUUUGUUGGAGUAUAUAUUUUUUUAUCUCUAUAAUCACUUUUAAAAAUAAUGUAUUUCAUAACAUGGAAAUGUAUUUGUACUAUAAUAUUCCAAAGAUAUAAUAGCUACACUUAAACAGUAUGGUGUGGCCCGCACAACUGAAUUUUUCUUUGGGUGAAACUUCACUAGAUGUGAUAAUCCAACUAGUGAUACCACAAGGACUAUUAACAAUUUUUUUUUUUUUUAAUAUUUGGCAAGAUUGGCAAAAACAUCAUAUUUUAUAUAUAUAUUAAAUGUAUAUAUAUUAUAUUGUAUAUAUUAUUGCAUAUCAAAAAAUGCAAAUGUGAAAUUCAAUCUAAUGCAUUUUAUCUCAAUCAAUUAAAGAUUUAAGUCGUUGAUUUAUAUAUAAUUAAUUUUAUCAUAGAUAAAAUUUAAUGAGAAAGAACUAGCUAGACUUUCAGAUUCAGUUCUUAUCGACCAACAUGAUAAAGAGGUAUAUGUGAACAUAAUCACAAACUUCAAUUGUAAAUGUUAAUUAACCAUGAUAUUGUAUAAAUAAUAUAGUAUGUUGAACUACUUUUCAAUCAAAAAUUUAUAAUGUAUAUGAUUUAACAAAUAACAAUGCAAAAAAAAAAAUUUAUGUUC